CGUCCCUCGUGUCGCUCGCACGUAUGGCGCGCUAUGGAACGCGCGGGCGAUUUUCGAAUUUUUUUAACUGUAUUUUGCUAUCCGUAUGUAAGGUUUUAAAAUAAAAUCGAAAUUGAAUAUACAAGCCGACCGUACGUUCCAAAAAACGCUAAGUCAAUUAUGCGCGAGUAAGUGCAAAUAUAAAUCCAUACAUAUCAAAAUAGUUAUAAAAAACAACAUUACAAACAGUGUCAUGUGAGAGUUACUGAUGACUGAAAUAAGCAAUGGAUUUGGUUUUAGUGGAGAGAGUGGUGUGCAAGGAGUGGGGUUGAGGACAUUUUGCGUGGUGUCGAUGCGCGGGUUGUUAUGGCGCGUUCUGGGGAUGGUUUUGGUGGGGGUGGUUGUGGUGGGGGCGAGCGAGUUCCCAGAGAGGGAGUGCUGCGAUCCGGUGUACCCCCCGAAUACGGCGACCACGGCAGCGGCGCCUGUCACGCAUCCCGUCAGCAAGGUCUCAGGGCCGGGUAUAAAAGGGACGAUGGCGAUCCUGAACUGUCUCCUCGCGAGGCAGCUCUGCUUCGAAGAUGCCUCCUGCUCCGCCAUCUUGGAGAUCAUCCCGCGCGUCUGUGGCUCUGAACUUGUGGCUUGCUCUACGGUGACGGUGACUAAGUGUCAGGCUGCGCUGCGUACGCUCCAAGCGUUCCCGUUCUUUAAGCCGACGUGCCUCUGUCGGGAACCGAACGUGGACCCCGAGUGCAAUUCGUUCCGCGACUUCCUGUUCGACCAUCCCUGCGUAUUCGUCAUGAAGAAGGAAAAGGACCCGUACCCCGUGGAGACCCUGCCUACCUGCACGUACGCGCUCAGCGUUUGUCACAACGAGAAGGCUUGCUCGGUGCUGUUCGAACGGUUCAAGAACGCUUGCAAGGCGCGCGAAGGCGAAUGCCGUAUGGAAGACAGGGAGGCCUGUCGCGAGGCCUGGGCCGGCCUUCGCCUGUCUCCGCUAUUCGGCUGCAUUUGCCCCAACACCCACAUGAAGAAGCGCUGCGACCGGAUCUUCGCCGUCGUCAACCACAACCCCUGCGUCGUAAAGCUGAUGUCGGACGGACGGACGGCCAGUCGGAACGGCACUGGAGUCGGGGUGACGUCAUGGAUCGGCGGUAUGUCCAUAACGCAGGACGGCAACCUUAUCGCCCCGGACAAAAUUAUGACGCACGUCCAUCGAUACGCGAGUCCGCACUACAGGCCGCACGGCCAUCACUACCACCGGUGGACCCACGAACCGGGGGGGAGCGAAGACCCGCUAUACGCGACCAAGACUGUCUACGGGCCCGGAUACAUUGAUGACAACCAGAGGAUUGCCAAAGAGAACGGUAAAGCAGGUGACGACAAGGUGGCGCUGCAGUCGACCUGCCAUUCGGCGCUGGACACGUGCAUCAAGGAUAAGGAGUGCGUGACGUCACUUACCCCCGUGCUCCAGAAGUGCCACUCCACGGACUGCGAUCGUGAGGGUUGCAUGACAGCACUGCGAGGGUUUUACAGGAAGCCCGGCGUGCCGUGGAACACCGAAAUCGCGUUUUGCCUCUGCAAGAAAACGGACAACAAAGAAGACUCAUGUAUGAACGCUCAAGAGAGGCUGCACCCCUCCUGUGCGCAGCGCCCCCCCGUCGGCUCCCCCCUCCCCGCCUGCCACACCCUCGCACACGCCUGCCGCGAAGAACCAGAAUGCAGGAUCCGUCUGGAGAACUACGAGCAGUGGUGUGCAGUGGACGCAGUGACGCAAGGCUGUGCUGGAUCGCCGGCUUCAUGCCGCGCAGCUGUGGUUGCUGUACUGGGCACGCAGCUGCGAGCAGCCUGCGCUUGCAGAGGCACCGACUUCGCACAGCUGUACGACUGCCUCGGCUGGCAGAGGCUUCUGUGGCUCAACCCUUGCGUUGUGGAAUCCCAAAGCGACUACCAUGUGAAAACCUACGGCUCGUUGCUGACCACCACGCCAUACGACAACGGCAUCCGAUACAUCACCGUCCCGCCGGAGCCCGCCGUGCACCACCGCACCACCACGCACCACCAUCGGCACACCACGCAACAUGGCACCUCGCAAGUUGAUGUCAUGCAGGAAAACCGCGAAGAGUUAAGCCCAAUAACAACAAUGUCGGAACAGACGGUCAAACCGAAUGAGAUCGCUCAAAUAUCCGAGCCCGUGAUCGAAACGAGCACUGAAACAACAACAGUCGCGACCACCACCACUACGACAACAACCAGCACAACAACAACGACGACUACGACGACGACAACAACACCGCGGCCAACAACAACACUGGAGCCCGCGAAGUACUGUAUCGUGAAGAAGCCUGAAAGCGAUGACCAAGCACAGUACAUCAAGAUGGGAGAAACGAGACGACUCUACCGAUCAGCAGAACUGGCGGAGUGCACAGACCUGUGCGUGUGCGAGGUGUCGCUGCAGGUUUCGUGCAAGGUGGCCUGUGUUCCCCGCGCUCCUUGCUCCUCUCGGCUUGCGCACUAUUCACACGCCGCGCCCGCGUACCAGGCGUACCGUGGACGAUGCUACUGCUACUCCGGAUCAUUCAUCUGUAUGAGGCCUAACCCUGGAGAAUACAAGCUACCAGAGGGAGUAUAUCUACUGCUCGGCUUCAGCGCAGUGGAUGAAGCAUUGCUGCGUCCUCACACGGGACUGGGCGCUGAGGAUGCUGUGCGAAUACUGCAGCAGUACUUGCAUGUUGUGCAUCACGGGGAGUCGAAUUGCACGCUCACGCUCUUUAACAUCAGCAACGAGAACGUGAUCAUAUCCGCAAGCGUGCCACCAAAGGAACAAGAAGCGCUCAAAGAAGCAGGUGAAGGUCUACUGGACAAAGAAAAGGAGGCGUGUAUCGACGUUCUCAAAGUUGUCAAGACUCGUAUCAAUUCGCAACACGAAGAUAUCUCCUCCCAUCUGCUUCUCUCAAUAUUCAAAAUAGCUGAAGUUGACGUCGUCUACCCCACACCGCCUAGCUCCGCGAUCACUUCUAACAGACCUGACAUCAAACUGUACAUCAUUAUCUCUCUUAUUACUCUCAUCUAUUAUUUCCAAGAAUUUUUUGCUUUCUUCUCUUUAUUUCUAAAUAUCGCUACUUUGAAAAAAAACAUCGUCAAUUUCUUAUCGAAUUUAUCCGAUAUCAAAGACCACGGAAGCGCGGUACGUGAAUCAACAUCAUCAAAUUCGUUAGAGAUCGUUCUUUUCACAAAUAGAUUUAUUGUAAAAGAUUUUGUAUCUAUUUUAAAAUGUUACGAAGAAUUUAUUGAAUAUUAUAAUGUAGUUGUUGUAAAUUGUAUUGAUACUUCGCACAAUGCACUCGCUUUAGGUAACGCACGAACAACACAGAUCACCGGAGACGUAGACGUAAGUGUAUUAGAUGUAAAUAAUUAUAAGGAAACGAAACAUAUCAUAAAAGCUGUGAGUACUACAAUAUAUACUAAUUUAAAAGAACUUGUUGCUAAUGCAAUUAUACCUAAAUAUUUUUCUAGAGAUGUGUAUUACGAAAUUGGAUGUACUAUUAUUAUUAAUUCGGAGAAGCUUUAUGGUGAUUUCUGUUUUGAAAAAAUCGCGUCCUCUUCUUAUGGGAUCGUUAAAUCCGUUAGCUUAGGACUAACUCUAGUAGUAGUGUGAAGACUGAGAUGAUAACUAAACAUAUCAUAGUUAAGUGUAUUUCGUUUAAUUUUCGACUUAGAACUGGUGCUUGUAGGUCGAUCUUAAAGGCUGGGUUUUGUAAAUAAAUGUACUACGCCCUUUACACUAUUAGAAACUUUUUCGUGUCUUAUUUGUUACUCUAUAGAUAGCUGAUGUAGCUUCUUUCCCUUGAUCCCUACUUCAUUAUCUGUUACUUGAAUUUUUCGCCCUUCAUAAGUGUUCUUACUUAAUCUUUUGGUGUUAUAUGUUUUUUAAUACUGGGUUUAAUUGAGCAGAUAUUAAUUGUCUGUAUUAAUAAUAUCGAACUUCUUGAAUAGGAGUAGUAUGUUGUAGAAAAUGCGCCUUUCUGUUAGAUAAGUGUAACUAGAAGUUAUUUAUCAUCAAUGUGAGUGCACUUUUAGGACAGAUGGACGGGCAAACUUAGCAGCAGUUAAUAAAGAAAUCAAUUCAGAAUAUAAUCUUACGGAAUUCCAUUAUUUACUUAUUAAUUAAAUAUUAUAUUUGUUAAUUAAAUACUCUAAACGAAUAAACAGUUUAUUAAAUUCAUUGAUAGAGUAUUGCAAAAAGACGAAAUGAAGUUAAAUCGCAGACUGAGACAAAGUACACUAGGUACAGAACUUAUUUACUGUGAAUAAAAUUAAUUAAUUUUGAGUACCUACUUAAUUUUCUUAUCUACAAUUAUAACAUAGUCGUAAAUGUGACGACGUGGUAUCAAACCAAUCAAAAGUAAUCAAUUAUAAUAGUGCAGAUGAUAUAGAGAAACAAAUUAUUAUGACAUGGGCUUGGGAUGCACAGAAAUACAGAUUACAUAACAAUAAUGAUGUCACAACUGCUAGUGGAAGAAUACGUGAAGUAGAAGAAAGCUAAAGAAGUAAUGGAUGGUAUGUGAAAGUCUGUAAAAGAUAUAGAUAUGAUAGAAGUGAAUGGAAGAGUGUGACAUGUUGUGCAGAACCCACAUAGAUUGAAGAUGGUAUAGGAUCUACUAGACGUGUUAAGUCAAUGAGGAUCUCUAGUCAGACAUAAUGGACUAAAAUUUUGUUGUAAAAUAGCAAAACUUGAAAUUGUUUAAUCAAAGUAAAGCUAUAUUUUGCCCGUCACACUAACAUAAGUAGACAACACUUAGACAAAAAAUGUAUAUCAGGUACAUAACUUUGUAAUGCGUUGUUGGUAAAUAAAGAAGCUUUAAUUUGAAGUAGACAUAGAGUCUUGUGUUCUUAAAAGAGUUUUAACAAUGUUAGUGACAUCUUUAUAGGACAUGUACAAUAUCUAAAAACUAAAUAACUGUUUCAUGUACAAACUCUAUUAGAUCCUAAUAAUGCUACUCUUUUGUUGCAGCUCUCAUUUCAUACUCUAAGUCUUAAUGUAUUUAAAUUUUAAGUUUUAUUUGUGCAGAACGAUCUGACGCAUGAUCUUUAAACGCCAUAUUAGCUGUGUGUCUAGUGGGAGUUUUCAAUAUUUUUAUCUUUGACACCUAAGAUUUUUAUACUGUUACUAUCACGUUGACGUUUACGCAAAUUUAUAUGGAAUUGAAACAGUUGUGCAAUAGUGCCACUAGAUGGCGCUGUUUCAAUUCCUUAGAAAUUCGCGUUUACGUUACGUGACGGUGACAGUAUCAAACUGCCACUAGGCCCUCUGAUUAAAUAAAAGUUCAAGUAAUAUAUUGCUUAUUAUUGCUGAUCAGCAAAAUUGACAUUCUAAAUUUGAAAUAGAUUUGCGCAUUUUCAUUUCCAGAAAAUAUUUUGCUUGUGCUACCUAUAUAAAAAAGUGUGUGUCAGAUCCGACGCUCGAAUAGUUUACUCUUUCAGAUCGACUGUCUAAAUAGGUGUAUGUUGCCCCGCAGCAAUCACUAUGACGUCUCAAUAUUUACGCCUGAAAAGUGAAAGGUGCGCAACCGAGGAGCAGCAGGCCACGGCGUACACGCCCACUAACACAGCGUACACGCUGUUGACGGCGGCGCACGUUGAAAGGUGCGCAGAAUAGAUUGCGCACAAAAAACGUAACGCGGUCAUUCGUUCAUCGAAUUUAACUGCCCAUAUUUUUUUCAUACCGGGGGCUAUAUACAAAAAAUCGAUUCUUAAGGAGUAAACUCCAAUAAACUCCAAAACUAUGAUAAAAUAAAUUUAUAUAGGCUUCUUACCUUGACUCCUGCUGACCUUUUGAGUUUUGGUCCAUGUCUUUUAUAUCAAAACUCUCAAAAACUAUAACAAAAAUGUUUUUUGUUACAGUUUUAUAAAUCAUAGGAGUUUAUUACAUCCUAAACUAAACAUCAGAAUGUUGUUAAAUUUUAACUUUUUAAUUUAUUGUGACUUAAACUGUUUCAUAUUUAAAUAAUGCCUUAAAUGUAACUUACUGUCUGUUAUUAUGUUAUCUAUAAUAAUUAUUGAAGCCUUCUCUGUACGUUUUAAAACAAUAUGAGACAUCAUAUUUGUAAUUCAUAUAAAAAAUGUACGUCUGUCAUGAUGGUCUCUUGAAAAUUGGCUAGUUAUAAAAUAGAUCAAUGUUUAAAAGGUAGGUGUUUUUGUUGACAGCUGUGCCUACAUAUAACUCGUGCAGAUUAACUUGACACCUGGCUACUAAACACAACCAAACACAGUACAAACAUCAUUCGAUUCAGGUGUCAAGUUAAUAUGCGUGAACUGUACGUAUUAUGCGGAUCGGCAUGUUCUUAAAUGAGAGGUAAAUGAAAGUGGAUAAAUAUUAAACCCUCAUAUAACCGUCUUAUAAAUACUGCUAAGUUGGCAACCCACAGAUUAAAGAAUAAUUGGCAGAUAGAGCGUACAGAACACGUCAGGGAAGCAGCCAUUCCAAAUAUAAAUUCAAAAACGAAUACAUUCUCGAGUCAAUACGACACGAAGCGUCGCACCAAUAAUUUUACAUAUUAUGCUAAUUCUAUAUCACGCUCUGAGUUCUGAUGACAUGACUAGCUAAGAAGCGUCAUUACAAAUCCAAUAUGGCGGCCUCUCAAAAUGGCAGACUGACUGUUUGAAAUCCACCCCCAUGAUAUGGAUAUCAAAUUAAAGGGUUUGCUGUCAGGAAUACGAAAAAAAUUGUCACGUGACUUAAAUCCAAUAUUUGUGUUUUUUUUUAUUCUUUACAAGAUCCCUUGACUACAAUCUCACCUGAUGGUAAGUGAUGAUGCAAGUAGGUAGGAGGAGGAUGAAAAUCCGCACUCCUUUCGGUUUCUAUACGGCAUCGUACCGGAACGCUAAAUCGCUUGGCGGUACGUCUUUUGGGUGGUAACUAACCACGGCGGAAGCCUCCCACCAGCCAGACCUAGACCAAUUAAGAAAAUCUCAAUCGCUGGGGAUCGAACCCAGGACCUCUGUCUUGUAAUUCACCGCGCUUACCACUGCUCCACGGAGGCCGUCUAAAUAAUUAAUUAUUAAAUAAUCAAAGUAAUUAUUAGUUCGUGCUAAAAGCCUGUUUUUUAGUGUUUUUAACUAUUUAAAGUUAUUUUUUAUGGGUUUCACCGACCACACAACGCUGCUUGUAUUGACUCAUACUGUAUUCUGUGUGCCAAUCAUGAAAAUCGAAAACCCCGUACGUACCUGUACGUAUGUAUAACUCCUUCGAAUAGAUUUUGUAGUAGUCACAUAAUAAGAAACGACUAACCGUUUCUGCCGAUCUGCACAAUACGUGUGAUGCUCUCCUCAAUGCUUAUUAAAUUAAUUACUAAGCGAUCUUUACUUUGGUUAAUAUAUAUUUUCUUAUAGCAAAUUUGUAAAUGUAAUAAAAGUGUCACUGUUACCACGAUCUAGCGAAAUUGAUCUAACGAUACAUAUCAAUAAAGCUCAAUUUUAUACUUAUAUGUAUUUCUAGCGUUAGAUGUUGCAAAGCAAAGUGUCGUAACUUAGGAAAUAGAAAAAAUGGUACUUAGAUAUUUAUAAUUAUAUUUAAAAAUAUAUAAAAAUAGGUACAAUGUUUCUAAAUUUGAAUGUUCUUAUUUGUUUUAGAUGUUUAUUAACUUCCUUGUUAUUUUAUAUGAAAAUUCUUAUAUACGAAUUUUAUUUAUUGUAAUAUUGUUUUUUAUGCAGAGGUAUUUUUUAAAUUAAAUAUACUUAUUAAUCAAUAUGCACGCCUCAUGCCUUCCAUGUAAAUAGAAAAAUAUAGUGAUAAACAAUAUUUACGGACACUGAAAUCUGAAAAUAUUUAAUUUAAAUAAACUUUUAAAAAAUGUUAAAUUAUUUACACGAUGCACUGCACUUUAUAUAAAUCAAUUUAGAUAUUUAUUAUAACAAAGUAUUAAAAGACGUAAAAUUCUUCACAGUGAAAUAAUAAGCAUAUCUAUUAAUAUGUUAUUAUACAGGGUGGCCGGAGAGCUGACGUUCAAAGAUAAACUUUGGAUGCUUUGUAACGAGGAGUAUCCGAAUCAACCCCAUGUAUAUUCUACGAUAUUGCUUAGUUUAGGAGAUUUAUUAUUAUAUUAUUUUAUUGCAAUUGUAUUGAUGAGCAUUAAGUGCGUGCAAUUAUUUAACUGUCCUUGAGUUAUUUAUUACAGAAGGCCUACUGGUCACAUGGUCCGCACGGUCAACCUUAAAAUGUUGUUAUUUUUCUUUCACUCAUACAAUACAGGUCGUAUUAUCAUGCUGUAAAUUAUGUCGUAAUUUUUAGGGUGGUACUCCUGAGUAUGGUUCUUAUUGUUAUCUACAAACCCAACGAAAAAUGCUAAAUACAACCCCAAUGAAAAAAUCAUAAAAAAAAUCUAUCUCCUAAACUAAGCAAAAUCGUAGAAUAUACAUGGGGGUGAUUCGGAUAGUCGUCGUUACAAGGCAUCCAAAUUUUAGCUUUGAACGUCAACUCCCCGGCCACCCUGUACAUUAAAAUACGCACAUCAUAAUUCGACAACGAUGUAAUCUACAACAAUAUUUAAUAAAUAAAAAAACAAAUUGCAAUCUUUGAAGCUUAAGACUUAAAGAAUGGCUAAAGAGCUUAAUCUAAAAAUCACCACACUUACAAUAUAUUAUUUUUAAAAAUCUAUCUAUAUUAUGUACCUGUAACAGGUAUUUUACGAAGAGUAAAAUAAUGAUGUGAUCUGUUAAUCCGGAUACCAAGUCCCAGAUUCCUAAAAAAAAAAUACUUAAUUUUAUUCAAAAUUAAGACUUAUUGUGCUUAAACUCUAUUCGCCACAUGUAAUUAAUACAUAGUUAUGAUAAUUUAAAAAAGAUCUUACCUACUUUUAGAAAAAAAAGUUUGAAGAUUAAAACAAACACAAUCACGUUAAUUUAUAAAAUACGCUUUUUGAUUUAAUUAUGAAAUUUGUGAAAUGAAGAUUUAAAUUAAUAAAAUGUCCCUUUUAAUUGCCGAUAAAUUCGGCAGCUUUAUUACUUUUUUAUUUUAAUAUAAGCAUAAUAUUCAAGCAAUUUUUCAUAUCUCAAAAAUAACUAAAUAAUAAUAUAGUCAUGUUUUAUUUUAAUAUAAAUAAAUCAAAUCCAAAAUAUUAUUGUAUCUGUGAAUUUUUAAUGCUAUAUUAUAUAACUUUUUAUGUGUUAUAUCUUAAAAUAUUUUAGUCCGCGCUGUUAAAAUACAUAUUGCAAAAUAUUACAUACUAGCGGACGCCCGCGACUUCGUCCGCGUAAAAAUUGAUGUAAACUUCUCUACCUCUACCUUACCCUACUCGUAAACCUACCCAACCCUACCCUACCCUACCCUACCCCUACCUUACUCCUACCCUACCGCUAACGCUAACCCUUCCCUCCCCCCACCUUACCCUACCCUAACCCUACCCGUAACCUAUCCAUACCCUAUCCUACCCUACCCCUAAUCUACCCCUACCCUACCCCUACCUUACUCCUACCCUACCGCUAACCCUAACCCUUCCCUACCCCUACCUUAUCCCUACCCUAACCCUACCCUACCCGUACCCUACCCCUACCCUACCCUACCCCUAUCCUACUCCUCCCCUACCCUAGACUUUCCAUAUCCUUCCCCUACCUCUACCUUGCCCCUACCCUACACUACCCCUACCUUAUCCGUACCCUACCCUACCCUACCCUACACUUUCCCUAAAUUACCCCUACCCUACCUCUAUCCUACCCCUUCCCUACCUCUAUCCUAUCCCUACCCUCAGCAAAAUUGGUCCAGCCUUUUGUGCGUGGUGCAAUGACCAAAAGACUAUAAUUUCCCAAGCGACUUCUAUGCUAAUACUAUAAAGAGGUAAAGUUUGUGUGGUUGUCGGGGGUAAUCUCUGGAUCUACUGGACCGAUUUGGAAAAUUCUUUUACCAAUAGAAAGCUACAUUAUUUGCGAGUGUCAUAGGCUAUGUUUGGUCCUCAUAUUCAUACGGGAACGGGAACCACGUAAUUGAAACCGCGGGGCGUCAUAUAGCGGCAUUUCUGCGACUUUCAGAAAUUUUGUAUUAUCUCCGAAACUAUAUAACUAAUUAGCAUACUGUAAAGGGCAAAUCUUAUCUCUAUAAUAUCCUUGUGAUUAUUAAAUAAUUUAUUUUGAUAAGGAUUUAAGUUUAGUUGUGUAAAUAAUGACGUAAACCUUAGUUUAAAAUUUAAAUAAUUUAUUAAAGUACUAAAGGUACUAUAUCUGCUAAAAUAUAAAAGAUAGAUAUAUGGUGUCGCGGACUUUUUUGUAGAACUUUUAAAGGUUCAAAAAGCCUCCAUACAUUUAUUUCAGUUAUACGCAAUGGUUGAGGCAGCGCAUGCGAAAAAGUAAGUUUUUCGGUCUGACCUGUAAGAGAAAACCCGCGAUAUCUCAGUAGUUAUAUACGAAAGAAAUAUAAAAUAUAGCCUAUAGCACUCCCCGAUAACGUAGCAUUCUACUGGUGAAAGAAUUUUUAAAAUCGGUCCAGUAGUUCCGAAGAUUACCCCAUUUCAAAAAAUUGUUACAAACUUACAAACUUACAAACUUACAAACUUACAAACUUUACCUCUUUAUAAUAUUAGUAUAGAUUUCAUAGAACAAAAAAUAUUUAGAUACAUUCAAUGUUAGCAGUUAUCCUAUUAAAAGUCGUUUUAUAGCGUCGUAGCUAUAAAAUAAUAAUAUGUAAUAUAUUGCCAUAUAACGUCUUGCGUUUAUAAGUGAACUUAAUAGUCUUUCGUAGCAAAUACUGAUUGCAUAAAUUCAGAAAUACAGGUUAUUUUUA
This is a messenger RNA of Bicyclus anynana (squinting bush brown), 10750 nucleotides long. RefSeq lists its product as uncharacterized. Gene Ontology annotation, biological process: nervous system development. The record is from RefSeq and is a predicted model, not a curated record. Gene Ontology annotation, molecular function: signaling receptor activity. The coding region runs from base 248 to 3637 and encodes 1129 amino acids. Lineage: Eukaryota; Metazoa; Arthropoda; Insecta; Lepidoptera; Nymphalidae. The transcript is spliced from 16 exons. Gene Ontology annotation, cellular component: external side of plasma membrane; signaling receptor complex.